Messenger RNA from Symbiodinium pilosum, 3087 nucleotides. NCBI's taxonomy places the organism in Eukaryota, Dinophyceae, Suessiales, Symbiodiniaceae. The record is from the annotation of a GenBank genome assembly.
AUGGGCAAAGUUGAAGAUGUCGAACGCGGCAUUGCAGCCUGUGUCCGGUCAGGGCGGUGGGAGCAGGCUCUCUCCUUCCUGCAGCAUCUUCAGCAACAAGGCCUUGAGCUGAGUGAGAAGGCGUUCUCACUCUCCAUUUCUGCCUGUGCACGUGGAGCCUGGCAGACAGCGCUUCAAUUGCUGGACAUGGCAAGCGAGUUGGGACUUGCCUCUGACUCGUGGACAUAUGCGUCGGCAAUGAGAGCGUGCCGCUGGCCUCCACGCCAGAGGUCAGCUGCGGCGGCAGACGCCAUGAAGCUGUACGAUGAUUUCAUGUCCCAGCCUGGUGCAGAAGCAGGAUUUCGCCUGCUCAUCGAGGCAGCUGAAGCGUGUGAGGAUGGACUGCUCUGGAGUAGAUCUUUGUCCUUGCUGGAGCUGGCGCCUUCUCACAAGUAUGGCUCCAUCUGCAGCUCCGUUGUCCGAAACUGCGCAAAGGCAACGCAGUGGGAAGUUGCAGUUUGGCUGCUACUUUCUUCUUCGAGAGGUGAGGCCGACGUCUCUGCACACAGCGCAGCUCUAAUUUCUUGCCGCGUCCGCGGCCAUUGGGCAGAAGCAGAUGCACUUCUUGAGGCAAUGCAAGGUGUCCCCAAGGUACAUGGCCGCCGCCCCAGGCCUCUUCCCAAGCGACGCAAGCUGCCUAACGUGGGUAUGCUCGGUGAGACUGAUGCAGAGGUGGAGCUGGAGGCGCUGGACGGGAUUUUCCCGGAGGCUGUGGAGCGUUUGGAUUCACAACGUAUACGCCUCCGCAUAGCCCCCGAGCCAGACGACGAAGGCGCAAGUUUCAAUGUGUCAGUGGCGUUCAUCCGCAUUUGGUUGAUGCUGCCGCAGAGAGCAGCGCAGAGAGCAGCUGGUGUAGUGGCCACAUAUCCUUCCGAGUUUCGGAUGGACUGGUGCGUUGGCAGCCAUUGCUUUGACCAUUCCAUCAGCUGCGCCCACUUCCAGUUGCGAUUGGAUGGCUACUAUGCUAAAGGGCAUCGGCCCCCACUCAGAGAGGCCUUCUUUUUGACAACGCUGCCUCCCGUGUACCAGCGUGAGCUGCUCCUGGGAUGCCCUGGCAUGAUGAUCUUGGCUCACCUGCUCAUCGCUGAGCUCCGCCUGUAUACGCACGACCCCAGUGAGGCAUAUGCCCUAAGUGCUAGGGCACAAGCCAUGCUGGACCUGCCAGAGAUUACCUCCGUGCACCUGGAAAACAUCAAGCAUGCCUGGCCGCUGCAGCAAGCGAUGGAGCGGAUUUCAAACACGUCACACUGGAUAGAAGUCAGCCGCAGGCCAAUGACCGCUGACAUUGUUCUCCCGCACUGCCGGGAAGAUCUGACAUGGCUGGCAAACGGCUCUCUGCUACAAGCCUUGCCAGCCCGAACACGAAUCUUUGUUUAUCAAAAGUGUGGAGGUGAUGAAAGUGUAAUCCACCACCUAUCCGCACUUCUGGAGUCCCAUAUUCAGUUGAUCUAUACUCAGCUUGAUGAUGCUGCUGAUCCAGCGACAGGGCUGGCAGCCCGGCGCGAUGAAUGCACGGCUUACUUGAGUCAUGUUGUUCGCGAGUAUGAUAACUUAGCAGACAUGACACUUUUUCUGCACGGGGAUCCAUCAGAUCAUACCCCCUUUGGCCUCAUCAAUGUCUUGCUGCGAGGCAUUUCCCUAGGUACUUUCAACGAUCUGGACUUUGUUCACUUGGGCUCGCCUCGUCUUGUUGCAACCUACAACCCUUGCCAGCACGACAUCUAUGAACGUGCUGUCAAUCGCCCGCUGACAGGUAAGCUUUACACGUACUGCUGUUCGCAGUUUGCCGUUUCCAAAGGACGAAUCCGGCAACGAACACUUGAAGAGUACGCGCAGAUGCUACGGCUGGUCGAUGGUUCUGUUGCCGACGCCUGCGAACGAAUAGGCCCAUCCUAUGAAAAGUAUGCUGGUCAACGGUUAUCACACUGCUUUUUCCUGGAAUUCAUGUGGCAUGUUGUCUUUGGCGAGCCUGACGAGCUGCCACUCCGUGCAGACGCAAAUCUUCCUCUUCCAUUACGGCUGAAAGAUAGCGAAGAAAACCCACCCAGCUUAUGGAAGAGUUACAUGUCGCCAUUUGUUGGAGGCUAUGCCACGUUCCAGCGGCAAAGCCAUGAAAACUGGCUGCACCAAGUGCGGACGCCUGCUAACUUGGGCCGCCCCGUACAAAGGAACUUCGGAGAUGGCCUGUACAAUAGCUUGUCUGGAGUCAUUGCCUACGACAAAUUGGCAUUUGAUCUGCCAGGCUACCACUUUGGAGAGGCCAUUUUGGCUGUUGAGCUGCCUGAUGAGUAUCCGGCCACAGCUCUGCCCCUCGUGACAUCAACGUUAUCUGUAGGUGAAGGAGCUGGCCUUGAAGGCGCGGAGAACCUCUUGAAGACUGUGAUCGAGGCUGCGCUAGAAGACAGCAAGGGCGGAGUCGCCCUGUUCACUGUGGCCGAGGCAGUCCGUGAUUGGCUGCGAGAGCAUUGCCGCUUUGCCCCUGAAGUGGAAGAAGAGCCGGAAGCUGCGAAGCUACAAGAGAGUUGUGCAGUAGAUGAUUUGGAUGUGGAUUCCUCAGACCUCGAUGAUGAGCUCAUAGAAGCUUUGGAGGAAGUCCUGGCAGGCGACAAAGAGCGGCUGCGAGAGCUGCGACGCAUCCGGGGUUUGGAAGCUGCUGAGCAACGCCGGGCCCUACGUGCCGUGCUUAAAACGUUGAGCGAAAAGGAGCGAGAGGCUCUGGUGGGCUCCUCCGACUCUGAAAGUGGCGAGGAGCAGGAGGCUGCUCCGAUGGUGCAACUUGCGGCGGCCCAGAUUGAGUGCCCGCUCGGUCACGAACUUGGGGCAUUCUCUUCGCGGCCCCCGGACUACAGAAAAUUUGACGGAGACUUGUACACUUGCGAUGUUUGCGGCCGCGAUGGUGAGUACCGCUACGGCGUCUAUCACUGCACGAAGUGCUUCCAGCAAGGUGGACGCCAGUUUGACGCCUGCCCAGCUUGUGGAGUCUCUGCUCGAGGCAGCAAGGGCAGCAAAGCCAACAAGGCCCAGAAGAGCAAGCAUAAGAAGCGCUGA